This is a messenger RNA of Penicillium angulare, 444 nucleotides long. RefSeq lists its product as uncharacterized. NCBI's taxonomy places the organism in Eukaryota, Fungi, Ascomycota, Eurotiomycetes, Eurotiales, Aspergillaceae. Bases 1 to 444 code for a protein of 147 amino acids. The record is from RefSeq and is a predicted model, not a curated record. The transcript has a single exon.
AUGGAGCCCUCACUCAAUUCAUGCCCCCCACCGCUAGUCGUAGAAGAUCAAGAUCAACCUGCAUAUUGGGCGCAAAGUGCCCUCCAAACCCCAUGGAGUCGUGGGCGACAUUAUCGUCAACAGCCGGGCACCCUACUCAACGCACUCCAAAGCCACAAACUUCGCCGUGAACCAGUCAUACGCAGUCCAAGGCAGGGAGACGACCUUUACUACACCAUCGGCACCAAGACCGCCAAUAUCGAAGCCUUGCUGGUACAAUCGACAGGGAAGAAAAUAGCCGUCGACGCAGAAUGCGAAUCUUGUCAAAAGUCGCAGGGGCCCCUUGCGAGGGAUUCAGUCCGGGCAGUUCUUCGCGGGCAUGAUGAGCGGAUCCUCGAGCUUCAAGCUAUGAAAGUUGCCUUGCAAGACAUCAACAAGGAAGCUCAAUUCGGUUUGGCGUCAUAA